GCAUGGGUGGCGGCAGCUAUAGCUUCAGCAGCAGCAGCAUGGGUGGCGGCUACGGCGGCGGCUAUGGUGGCGGCUACGCAGGAGCGCCCAUCACCGCGGUGACAGUCAACCAGAGCCUGCUGGCCCCCCUCAACCUCGCGAUCGACCCCACGAUCCAGGCUGUGAGGACGCAGGAGAAGGAGCAGAUCAAGACCCUCAACAACCGCUUCGCCUCCUUCAUUGACAAGGUGCGUUUCCUGGAGCAGCAGAACAAGAUGCUGGAGACCAAGUGGAGUCUCCUGCAGGACCAGACCACCACCCGCUCCAACAUCGACGCCAUGUUUGAGGCCUACAUCUCUAAUCUGCGCCGCCAGCUCGAUGGCCUGGGCAAUGAGAAGUGCAAGCUGGAGGGAGAGCUGAAGAACAUGCAGGGCCUGGUGGAGGACUUCAAGAUGAAGUAUGAAGAUGAGAUCAACAAGCGUGCAGGUGCAGAGAACGACUUUGUCCUCCUCAAGAAGGAUGUCGAUGCUGCCUACAUGAACAAGGUGGAGCUGGAGGCUAAGGUCGACGCCCUGCAGGACGAAAUCAACUUCCUUAGGGCCGUUUAUGAGGCGGAGCUGCGUGAGCUGCAGUCACAGAUCAAGGACACCUCAGUUGUUGUGGAGAUGGACAACAGCAGGGGCCUGGACAUGGACUCCAUCGUGGCUGAAGUGCGCGCUCAGUAUGAGGACAUCGCCAACCGCAGCAGAGCUGAGGCAGAGACCUGGUACAAACAGAAGGUAUGGAAAUUUAUGCUUUCUCUUCCUCUCUCUCUAUCUCUCCCUCACAGACACACAGACACACACACACACACACACACACACACGCAACAAUUGUGGUAUUUGUGUUGGUAUUUAUCAGUGAGUUUGAUUUUCCUUUCCUCCCACCAGUACGAGGAGAUGCAGUCCUCAGCAGGUCAAUACGGAGAUGAUCUGCGCUCCACAAAGGCAGAGAUCGCCGAGAUCAACCGCAUGAUCGCCCGUCUGCAGAACGAAAUCGAUGCUGUCAAGGGACAGCGCGGCAACCUUGAGGCACAAAUCGCAGAGGCUGAGGAGCGUGGGGAGCUGGCAGUGAAAGAUGCCCGUAUCCGCAUCAAGGACCUGGAGGAUGCCCUCCAGCGCGCCAAGCAGGACAUGGCACGCCAGGUGCGCGAGUACCAGGAGCUCAUGAACGUCAAGCUGGCGCUGGACAUUGAGAUCGCCACCUACAGGAAGCUGCUGGAAGGAGAGGAGAAUAGGCUGACUUCAGGUGGCUCCAAUGCUGUUGUUCAUGUCCAACAGAGCAGUGGUGGAACUCUCUCAAGCGCUGGCGGCUUUGGAUAUGGUGGUGGAUAUGGUAUGGGUGGCAGUAUGAGCAGCGGUGGAUAUGGUAUGGGUGGCGGUAUGAGCAGCGGUGGCACCACCAUCACCAAAUCCUCAGUGAUGUCCAGCAGCAGUUCACGGCGUUACUGAAAAGCCCACACUCCCUCGCUAAUACUACUCCAGUUCCUCAAACCCAACCCUUAAACCUUUCAUUGCCGGCCAUUAACCUUUAUGCAUACAUUGAAGUUCCAAACGUAAUCUUGACCCCGAUGUCACCAGCUUACAGUGACAUGACAAAAUAACAAGUGAGCCAGCGGCCAUCAGAAGGGGGAGGUGCAAUCGUUUGACCCCACCCCCAUUGCCCACAAAGGGGUGUGGUCAUUUCUGGUGCUCCAGUUCUCAGGGUACUAAAUGUUUACAAAUUGCGUGGUAAAAUGAGUCAAUUUGUUUGUGCCCAUGAUAACUAAACAUGGCACAAUUUUCUCUGUUAAAGUUGAAAACUACAUUUAUGUCAAAUGGCUCAGAAACUGUAAAAGGAAGUUAGGUCAAAAGUACCUGACCACUACCACCACCACACACACAACCCUCCUCCCUCUGUCUUACUGGCACUGUUUGCUCUCCUGUCGCAAAAUCUAAACAGAAGCAUUGUUGUAACCAGGUUUAUUUUUGAUCAGACCAUCAGUAAACAUAAAUAAAUCUGAGAUAUAAAGACA
This is a messenger RNA of Alosa alosa (allis shad), 2032 nucleotides long. RefSeq names its product keratin, type II cytoskeletal 8-like. Bases 3 to 1469 code for a protein of 488 amino acids. Gene Ontology annotation, biological process: keratinization; intermediate filament organization. NCBI's taxonomy places the organism in Eukaryota, Metazoa, Chordata, Actinopteri, Clupeiformes, Clupeidae. The record is from RefSeq and is a predicted model, not a curated record. The transcript has 8 exons. Gene Ontology annotation, cellular component: keratin filament. Gene Ontology annotation, molecular function: structural constituent of skin epidermis.